Messenger RNA from Condylostylus longicornis, 3628 nucleotides. RefSeq names its product germ cell nuclear acidic protein-like. Lineage: Eukaryota; Metazoa; Arthropoda; Insecta; Diptera; Dolichopodidae. Gene Ontology annotation, cellular component: nucleus. The coding region runs from base 1 to 3627 and encodes 1208 amino acids. The transcript has 12 exons. The record is from RefSeq and is a predicted model, not a curated record.
AUGGAUUAUUUAUAUGGCUUGCUUGAUUCCGAAGAAUUUUACAGAAUACCUUCUAAUAUCAAAGAACGAUUUGCCAAAUUAACCUUAUCAAAGAAGAAACAAUUAAGAAAGUCAUUGGAAGCAAAUCUAAUUCAAAAGGAAAAAUCUAAUGAAUGUAAAGAAUUAAGUAAAAAUAUUUUGCGAGAAAUACUAACUGACGAUUCCUCAGAAAGUGAGUUUGAAGAAUUAAAUAAAAUUUUCGAAAGCAGCAACAGCAACUUCAAUACUGAUAAAAACAUAUCAAAUAGGAUACCUUAUAAACCGAAAAAACUUUCCGAGAUAUUCAAUCAAUUGACUACAUCUGAUUCUGAUGAAACACAUUGCUCUGCAAUUGAGAACAUUGAGAAAAAGGAAAAAGAAGUUAUUAGACCAGCACAAUACAAUAUUACAGAGGACAUGGAAAAAUUAGAAUUUUCAAUUGAAAAUGAAUCAAAUGCAAAUGAAAAUUUAUUAAUAGAUGUUUUGUCACAAAAAGUAAAUAGCUUAGGUAUUUGUUCACCAAGAAAAUCUCAAACUGAACAGAUUUGUGAGAAAACACAAUUAAUUUCCGUUGAAAGUGAGCGUAAAAGCUUAAAUGAUUUAGAUACGAUUAAAAGUUUUCCACCAUUGAAAAUUGAAAAUGGAACCCAAAAACAUAUUGCUUUAGCAGAAACUGAACCAAAUACAGACUUAAUAUUUGGAAAUUAUAAUAAAACAUCUGCUGCAGUAAUAAGUUUAUCUUCCGAAGAAUCUGGUGAGAAAUCUGAAGACUUAACUUCUGAUAGUGAAGACCUAAAUGACUACAAUAUUAUUGUUGUAAGUGAUUCCGAUACUUCAAUUUCAAGUUUAGGUCAACCCCCGAAAAAAAGUAGCGAUGUUACUGAAAAUUAUUCAGAUCAAAUUUCCGACAUAAAAGCUUCUGGACAAACUUUUUUACCAGAUACAUUGAGUAAUGCAAAGGCAGAUCGCUUAGAAGCUUUUUUAAAUGAUUUACCUGCACCUAAUGAAUUUUGCGGCAUUAAUAAUAUUGAAAAUAGCAUUCUUGCAAAAUCUACAGACGAAUCAAAUUUGUACGACACCCUGUCGGUUGAGGAAUCGGUAGAAAUUUCUGGUACUUCUACAGAAAAUGAAAUAAAAGAUUCAAUUUUGAAAAAGAAUGAAGAAAUUUUAAUAUCACCUAUUCAACAAGAAGAAUCAUUUAUUCAAAAGAAUUUUCCAAAUACAAGUAGCUCAUCAAAUUUCCCGGAAAAGAAUAAUUUAAAUCCUGAUAAAGAAUUCUGUAGAAAUACAUCUCAAAAUGAAAAAUCAUCUGGUUCCUCUAAUUACGAAUAUGAAGAAAUAAGUGUUUCCGCAAAAUUUAAUAUAAAAAUUCAUAUAAAUUCUCAACCAAAUAUUAUUAUUGAUCAAAAAGAAGAAACUUACACUUCAGGAAAUUGCAAUGAAAGCCCAAAAACUCAAACUUCAAGACAAAGCGAGGUUUAUCAGGAGAAUUUAAAAGCGAUAGCCCCCGCUUCCAUUGUAGAGACGUUAUCUGAAAGUGAUAAAAAGAACAUUUCUGUUGAUAAUAUUGAUGUAAAAGCAAAAAAGAUUUUAACGAAAUUAUACGGAAAUCAAUGGCAAACACCAGAAAAUAUCAAAAAAUUAGACAAAACAAUUAAUUCAAAAAGUAAAGACGAUUCAAAAUACCAAAAUGACGAAAACCAUUUAAUUUUUCCUAAAAAUGCUAUAACUUUAGCAAAAAAUAAAGACGCGGAAUUUAUGCCAGAUAAAUACCAUAAAACUGAAAGCAAAAUAUUUAAAUUACCUCCCAAAGUAGCGAAGCCCGUACUUAAUGGGAACUCAAAGGUUGAAAAAUUUGCUUGUGAAGAGCCAAGAAUUACCGACUUUUCCCUUUUUCAUAAAAAUGUACGAAAUGAUUUUGAAUCAACCCGUUUGAAUAUUGCUAAUAGCCCAGAUAAAGAAGGAAAAAUCCUAAAACAAAAAUUGCCACUAACUGAAGCAAAAAAAAAAAAUAAAUCUAACUUGAACCUUGACAUUCCUCAAACCGAAAAAAUAAAAACUACUGCAAUUGCCACGCGAUCAGGUCGACAAAUUAAGCCUGUGCAAUGGAAAAAUCUUCUAGAUAUGGAUAGCUCUUCUGAUCAAUGGUCCGAUGAUUCUCAAGCAGAUGCGACUUACAAAACGCUGUCGUCUACAAAAAGCGACGGAAUUUCUUCAGACUCUAUAUUGUCCUCAAAUGACUCUGAUAUUAGUGGAAAUCGUUUACCAUCAAGAAGUAAAAAAAAGUCGAAACGUAGAGAUGCAGGGAAAAAGAAGAGUUCGGACAAUGAUAAAAUUACAUAUUUAGAUUUAUCACAGGAAGUUGUUAAAGUACAGACUGAAUAUAAAAGCCCACCAGCAAAAAAUGAUCCACGCUUUAAUGAAAAAUUAGAUAGCCUCUUAAAAUCGUGCACAUUUGAACCUCGGAAACAACUAGAAGCUACACCUACCAUAAGAAGAAAAUUAUUUAAUCCUAAUUUUGGAGAUGAAAAUGAAAUUAUACCACCAAAUUCUCCACUAAGACCUUUGCAAAAUGAUUCCCAAGACAUAAAAUUGAGUAUUCCAUUAUCAUCACUUUUUGGAAUGCCAAUAAACAAAAAAUUAGAAUCUGUUAAAACUGGAACACCAAUUUUCAAAAUUCCAUCAACUUCUACUGCUAAAGAUAAAUAUAAUACCCCAACUGCAAAAGAAUCUAAUUUUAAAUGUCCUACAAAAGAAGAAACACCAAAAACUCCCAAAACACCUAAAACUUCUAAGACACCGAGGACUCCAAAAUCUCAAAAAACAAAAACAGAUUUAAUUGAACAAGAAAUUCCGGAGCAUGUGCCGUUGAAUAAAUAUGGCUUUUUGAAAUCAUUAGAUGUUAUGGUACCGAUAUCACGCUGUCAUCCGGAUGCAAUCAUAUACAGAGAAAAUUAUAAAUCCAGAAAAGAAGAGUUAUCCCAUAGACUUUACAAGUUGUAUAAUGAAAAGUUAUUUAAAAACGAAUUAAAUGUUCAAAUUAUUUGGAAUAAAAAGUUGGUUAAUACUGCGGGAAGGUGCAGCAACAAAAAAAAAGGAAAUUUACGUUCAAGCGUAAUAGAGCUAAGUGAAAAAGUUUUAACAAGUGGUGAUAGAUUAAGGUGUACUUUGAUACAUGAAUUAUGUCAUGCUGCCACAUGGAUAUUUAAUGGUGAGCAUGGACAUGGAGCCACAUGGAAAGCUUGGGCUCAAAAAGCAAAUUUUGUCUUCCAAGAGUUACCAAAAAUUGGAGUGUGUCACUCUUAUGAUAUCGAAUAUAAAUACACUUAUAAAUGCAAGUUAUGCCAAGCUAAAUCUCAUGCACAUUCUAAAUCGAAAAAGGUCGAAAAAAUAAGAUGUGCUUAUUGUCAUGGUGCAAUUGAAAUUUUAUUGAAUAAAAAAGAUAAAGAUGGUAAUAUUAUUUCAACGCCAAUAAAGGAACCAACCGGAUUCGCUAAAUUCGUUAAGGACAAUUAUAAAAAUUUCCAAAAACCCGAAUUAAAGCAUGCAGAUGUAAUGAAAUUGUUGAGCACUGAAUUUGCAGCAUUAAAAGUGGACAAUAAAAAAUAAA